This is a messenger RNA of Cyprinodon tularosa, 1689 nucleotides long. RefSeq names its product NADH dehydrogenase [ubiquinone] flavoprotein 1, mitochondrial-like. Lineage: Eukaryota; Metazoa; Chordata; Actinopteri; Cyprinodontiformes; Cyprinodontidae. The coding region runs from base 137 to 1558 and encodes 473 amino acids. The transcript has 10 exons. Gene Ontology annotation, biological process: mitochondrial electron transport, NADH to ubiquinone. Gene Ontology annotation, molecular function: NADH dehydrogenase (ubiquinone) activity; NAD binding; 4 iron, 4 sulfur cluster binding. The record is from RefSeq and is a predicted model, not a curated record.
UACAGGAGGCCUGAAGGUCCCUUCUUACAACAGCAGACAGUUUCAAACGACAAUUUUGGUGCACAGGGAGAGAUCUGAGAACCUGAGAGAAGUAGCCCCGUGGAGUUAUCUGAAGGUGGCUGUCUUCUCCUGCAGGAUGCUAUUGGUCCCUUCACGGAUGUUGCAGGGCGCUGCGGUGCGGCAGGCCUCUCCACGGCUCACAUACAGCUCAGCAGCACAGGUGCAGAUGAAACCCCAAAAGACAAAGUUUGGUCCACUUAGUGACGAGGACCGGAUCUUUACUAACCUUUAUGGGCGACAUGAUUGGAGACUCAAAGGAGCGCUGAAAAGAGGAGACUGGUAUAAGACCAAAGAGAUAGUCCUGAAAGGGCCGGACUGGAUUCUGAAUGAGGUGAAGACCUCAGGCCUUCGAGGCAGAGGGGGUGCAGGAUUCCCUACUGGUAUGAAAUGGAGUUUCAUGAACAAACCUAGUGAUGGCAGGCCCAAAUAUCUGGUUGUGAAUGCAGACGAGGGGGAACCCGGGACGUGUAAAGACCGAGAGAUCCUGCGUCACGACCCGCAUAAGCUGAUCGAGGGUUGCCUAGUAGCUGGAAGAGCCAUGGAGGCUCGAGCUGCAUACAUCUAUAUCAGAGGAGAGUUUUACAAUGAAUCAUCAAAUCUACAGGUCGCUAUAAAUGAAGCAUACAAAGCUGAUCUGAUUGGGAAGAACGCCUGUGGCUCUGGGUAUGACUUUGAUGUGUUUGUUAUGCGUGGGGCCGGAGCUUACAUCUGCGGAGAGGAGACGGCGCUCAUUGAAUCUCUUGAGGGCAAGCAAGGGAAACCUCGUCUCAAACCCCCUUUCCCUGCAGAUAUAGGAGUCUUUGGGUGCCCAACGACAGUGGCCAACGUGGAGACAGUUGCUGUGGCACCGGCAAUCUGUCGUCGUGGUGGUGCUUGGUUUGCCAGCUUUGGGAGGGAGCGGAACUCUGGGACAAAGCUGUUCAACAUCUCUGGUCACGUGAACUUCCCAUGCACAGUGGAGGAAGAAAUGUCUAUUCCUCUGAGAGAGCUCAUAGAGAGACAUGCAGGAGGAGUAAGAGGAGGUUGGGACAAUCUAUUAGGAGUAAUCCCAGGAGGUUCAUCUACUCCCAUCAUCCCUCAGCAUGUAUGUAACGAGGUUUUGAUGGAUUUUGAUGACCUGGUCCGCGUGCAGAUGGCUCUGGGAACUGCUGCAGUUAUAGUCAUGGAUAAAUCAACUGAUGUGAUUCGAGCUAUUGCACGUUUGGUUGAGUUUUAUAAGCAUGAGAGCUGUGGCCAGUGCACCCCCUGCAGGGAAGGAGUGGACUGGAUGGAUAAAAUGAUGUGGAGGUUUGUGCGAGGAGAUGCAGCCCUUUCAGAAAUCGACAUGAUCUGGGAGCUCAGUAAACAGAUUGAGGGCCACACUAUUUGCGCUCUGGGGGACGGAGCGGCUUGGCCUGUUCAGGGUCUUAUACGUCACUUCCGGUCGGACAUGGAGAGCCGCAUUGCUCAGUAUGAAAAGAAAAAUCUUCCAAGGAAGCAGGACAUCACGAUGAUCUGAACAGGAAAAGUUCCUUCAUUUCAUUUCCUACAAAAAUAAACCUCAUUUAGCUAAACUAUAGUAAGAAUUAAAAUUUUGGCAGAUAUUUAGAAGUUAAAGCAUAGCAAAACUACUGAAUUCAGCCAUUGCCU